UUAGGACUUUUCACACAGCACAGGAGUAACAAUUUACACUUUGUACUGUAGUUUUGUUUGGAUAACAAUGGAGGGGAGCGACUCAUUUUCGGAUGACGACGAUUUCGUCACAACGCAGAAGAGGACGAGGCGGAGGGCGACACCGGAGGUGGUUGAGAAAAAGGCGAAAUUAGUAAAAGCCGGUCCAUCUACAUCUGCUGCUAAAUCUAAGCCUUCCACCACGAAGACUGCUACAGCCCUCCCUGAUCCUAGCAAACAUUUGGCCGUCGAGACUACAAGAGCCGCUAAUUGUGCCGAAGGGGAAUUAAAUCCCCGUGGAACGAAGGAUAAGGAGAAGAGAAAGUCGGAAACCGCUACAAGUCUUGUCCGUGAAGACCAGAAUUUCCUACCCGUCCCGUGGUCCUACAUUCUUGAUGAGGAGGAGAUGGAAGUGGAGGAGGAAGAAAUGCGACUCAGGGAUGGGAGGGGUAUUAUUCAUAGAGCUGUGGAAUUGGCUGAAGAGUUCCAUAUAAAGUACGUGGGUUCGUCAGAUGUGAGACUUGGCACAACGGUGAAAGGUGAAGGGGUCGACCAAAUCAGGAAGACGAUUCUGCGGUUAGUUGGAGUAGCUCAGAAUGAAACCACUUCGUCUGACCUCGAUGUUUUUGAAGCGUCCCCAGAACUAGUUUCGACCCAAGAGGAACAGGGAUUGACUGCUGGACAGAGGGAGGUUCUCUUCCAAGAGAUUUUCGGUAGAGGAGGUCGUGUUGACGUUGAAGACAAACCGGGAUGGUUUUUAAUUAUUCACAAGGCCCCCACCACCGGGUUAAUUCAUUUGUGUUUGGAGGUACCUCAGACAAAUAGGGGAGUACUGGGAUAUAUAGCUAUAAGGCUUUGUACAAAACCAAAAUGCUACCAAUACAGUCAAACUCUCUCAAGUGAUGUCCUCCCGAAAUGUGCCCAACAUCAACCAAAUCCAAUUUUUUCCGUGGUGGAAAUGACUGAUUACAAUCGAAGAGACGUGUUGGUUCUUCUUCAUAUGAAGCUUGCAUUCUCGGUAGUAUCGAAUGCGUCCAAACAGAUGAAAGACGAAAAAGCAGAAUUGAUGAUACAUCAUUUAUGUACCGGUUACACGCAGUGGGCAAAUUAUUGUACCACCAGUGGUCUACAAACUCGACCAAUCCCCAAAUCGAUAUCUAGACACCACUUUAACAACGAAGGAGAGGCUCUAAGGAUGCUGUCAUUUGAAUCGACCAUUGGCAUGUUUAUCAAACUCGCCUCCGGAUCUCAACCCAUCAUCAAUUUGGAUGAUUUGAUCCCCUUGUGUUAUGGAAUGGAGGGUGAGAUCGAUGCGCGACUAAAGGAGUUGGGGAUAGAGCUCAAAGUUCGGCGCCACUUGACCAAAGACGAGAAGGCGGGGGUCAAGUACCCAUUUCCGGGAGAAUAUCUUCUUGGCACAGCAGCAGCAGCACAACAACAACCGGCGAAAGGGAAUACCUUUUUGUAUACCAUCAUGAGUCGGAACAUGUGGUAUUUUGGGUGGAGCAACACCCCCGAUUUCAAACAUCGUUUUCAGUUAAGAGCGGGGACUGAUGGUGCUAGAGAGUACAAACGCAUCACAGAGAAGAGACAGAAGGAUAGAGAGUUAGAGAUCGAGGGACUGAGACAGAGAGAUAGAGAGUUAGGUAGAGCAGAGGAUUUGUGUAUCUAUCCACCCCCACUGAAGGCUCCUACCAUGACACCCUACCUUGUCGCCAACUGUGAGGAUGAUGAUAAGAAGAACAUCAACACCAAAACCAUCGAAGCGAAGAUGAUAAUAGCUGGGUAUGUUGCAUAUUUGUUGGGAUUGCGUAAUCCUAUUCGUCCGAAUUCUGAUGUAGGUUAUUCUACUAAUAAAUGUAGUUUAGUUGAUUCUAAUUCAUGGGGUGAGAUUUGUGAAUUUGUCAAAUUAUUCUGGGGGUUUGAACCAAUGUUAGGGAAAUUGAAUGAGAGAAAUUGAAGUGUGUUGAGAUUUUUUGUAAAUGUAUUAUGGAGAUGAAAUAAAUUGACACAACUUACCUACCCAA
Messenger RNA from Folsomia candida, 2045 nucleotides. RefSeq lists its product as uncharacterized. The transcript has 5 exons. Bases 68 to 1978 code for a protein of 636 amino acids. The record is from RefSeq and is a predicted model, not a curated record. Lineage: Eukaryota; Metazoa; Arthropoda; Collembola; Entomobryomorpha; Isotomidae.